Sesamum indicum (sesame) is the source of this 1829-nucleotide messenger RNA. NCBI's taxonomy places the organism in Eukaryota, Viridiplantae, Streptophyta, Magnoliopsida, Lamiales, Pedaliaceae. The record is from RefSeq and is a predicted model, not a curated record.
UCUGAUCCAAUACAUUUCUCCAGAAAAUCACCCAAAUAUAAAGUAAAAUAGUUGAUUCUGUUGCAACAAUAGCUCUUGAAACACUUCGGGACCUGUUGAUUGAGGAAGCAAAGUUUCUAUCGAGUGUAGGCGGUGAGGUUGAGGAAGUCCGUAGGCAGCUCAAGAUCAUGCACUGUUUCUUGAAGGAUGUUAAUAGGAGGCAAGAUCGGUACAAUUCACAAACAGUCCAGAAUUGGGUCGCUGAACUUUGCGAUUUGUCCAUUCAAGCUGAGAAUGUACUAGACAGAUAUGCUAUUGAAGUGGUGUCCAGAAGAGAAGGAAAAAGCCUUAAAAAGGUUCUCAAAAGAUUUACUUGUAUAUUGAACGAGUGGUCGAGAAUGCACCAAAUCGGAGAAGACAUUAAAGAUAUCAAGUCUCAUAUGUCCGACCUCACCAAACAGUCGGAGUCCAUGAGUGUAGGAGACAACUCAUCAAGAUUGGUAGAUGAUACCGAUUGGUCAAGAAAAACGUAUGGACAUGAGGUUGAAAAAUAUUUUGUGGGAAUGAAGGAAGAUAUUAAACAGUUAGAAUCAUUUCUGACAACUAAUGAGAAAUCAAAUGGAGUGAUUUCCAUAUGUGGCAUGGGAGGCUUGGGAAAGACCACUCUUGCUACUAAAAUUUACAAUGGGGAGGCCGUGCAGCGGUGCUUCAAAUAUCGUGCUUGGGUUUGUGUAAGCCAGCAAUUCCAACCCAAAACUAUUUUCCAACGACUAUUAAAGCAACUUCUUCCGAAUGAAAGUGAGGAGCAAGACGAAGUUACAUUGGUCAUAAAGUUGUACCAAGUACAAAGAGAGAGAAAAUGUCUCCUAGUUUUGGAUGACGUCUGGGAAGUUGAUCACUGGAAUUGCUUAAGGCGUGCCUUUCCCAUUGCAGAGGUAGAUAGCAAAGCUUUGCUCACGACUAGAAAUCAAAACAUUGCUUCCACAGGAUACGUCCACAAUCUGAAGUGUUUGGAUGAAGAUGAAGGAUGGGAACUCCUUCAAAAGAUAGCACUCCCGAACUACUAUUCACAAGAGCUACUUACAACUGAAAUAAAAUUGUUCGAAGAAUAUGGCAAGGAGAUAGUAAAAAAAUGUGGUUGUCUACCAUUACCUAUUUCAGUUAUUGGGGGAAUUCUUCGUCGUGAAAACAAAUCAAUUGAAUGGGAAAAGGUCUAUAGAAAUCUUGAUUCGUACCUUCAACGUGGGAAAGGUUUGGAGAAAGACAAAAGAGUAGAGCAAAUACUAAAUUUGAGUUACAAUUUGCUUCCUUACAAUUUGAAGUCAUGUUUUUUGUAUUUGGGAUGUUUCCGAGAGGAUGAAGAUAUAGAAACAGAAAAUCUAUAUUUACUAUGGAUGGCUGAAGGAAUGAUUUCUUUGGAAGAUAGAGGAAGAGGAGAAAGUUUGCGUGAUGUUGUAGAACGCUAUUUGUUUGAGUUGGUAAAUAAAUAUAUGAUUUAAGUAGAAAUGCAUGAACAUUCGAUAUAUAGUAGGUACAAAUCAUGCCGGCUUCAUGAUCUGAUGCGAGAUUUGUGUUUGUUGAAAGGAAAAGAAGAAGGAUUUACAGAAGUUGUAGAUAGACAGACGAGUAGAGCCGAUGAGUCUUCAAUUUGCAAGACAAGUAGGUUGGCUAUCCAUUUGGACGAAUUGGGUGAUGGUGAUAUUCAGAAUAUUUGGAAAAAUAAAAACUUAAGAUCUCUUCUUUUCAUUUGGAAAGGGUGGCCAUACAGAUAUUGGAACCACAUGGAAGGUCUUAAUUUUGGUAUUUUCAAAUUUAUGAAAAUUUUAAUAUUAGAAGGCUACCAAUUUAAG